Molecule: messenger RNA, 3572 nt
Organism: Drosophila hydei
Lineage: Eukaryota; Metazoa; Arthropoda; Insecta; Diptera; Drosophilidae
Gene: Mtr4
Product: exosome RNA helicase MTR4
Exons: 2
Coding region: 147-3347 (1066 amino acids)
Biological process (GO): RNA catabolic process; maturation of 5.8S rRNA
Cellular component (GO): nucleus
Molecular function (GO): RNA helicase activity; RNA binding; ATP binding
Source: RefSeq, a predicted model, not a curated record
CUACAUGAGUAUCACUGUAGGCAGUAAUUGUAAUAUUCUGUUAAAUUAACAUAAAAAUGAGAAGUUCGCUAAAACACAUGUUUUUCAACGCGGUGUGAAUAAAUUGCUGAAAUAAGGACGUAACAUUUAAAAAAUAGAUAGAUAAUAUGGAUAUAAAUGAGUUAUUUGAUUGUUUUAACGAAGCGCCGAAUGAAAGCUUGCAGUUACCGUUGCCAAUACCCACAAAAAAAGCAAAAGUAAACCAGGCCGAGAAAAAUUCUUCUGCUGGCGUCAAUAAAACGAGAAAAGCGAACAUACGUGAAUCAACUGGAACGGAUGCAGAUGUCAGCACCAAGGAACAUACAGAAGAAAAUGCUGAUAAAAAAGAGUCUGCCAAGCGGCAGCGUGUUGACAUAAACACAGAGACAGAGGAAAUUCCUGACAAUGAAUCGGAUAAUGAAGUCAAUUAUGAAAUAGAGGAUAAAGAAGAAGAGCUGGACGAUUGUGCAUUGGAGGCGCUGCGCGUGCGUAUUGUCACCCAUCAGCUGGUGUCGCCAGAGUCCUGCACGCAUGAGGUAGCCGCCCAUCCCGAUCAGGAGUACAUUCCUCUACAGCCAUUUACGGGCGUACCUGCCAAAGAAUAUCCAUUCGUGCUGGAUCCAUUCCAGAAGCAGGCGAUUCUCUGUAUUGAUAACUCGCAGAGUGUCCUGGUAUCGGCACACACAUCGGCGGGCAAGACUGUGGUGGCGGAGUAUGCCAUUGCAAAGUCGCUGGCAGCUAAACAGCGCGUUAUUUACACCACGCCCAUUAAGGCGCUAUCCAAUCAAAAGUUUCGCGAGUUCACAGAUGAGUUUCAGGAUGUGGGUCUGGUCACGGGAGAUGUUACCAUCAAUCCCUCAGCCUCCUGUUUGAUCAUGACAACGGAAAUUCUGCGUAACAUGCUGUACCGUGGCAGCGAAAUAAUGCGCGAGGUGGGCUGGGUGAUAUUCGAUGAGAUUCAUUAUAUGCGUGAUAAGGAGCGUGGAGUAGUGUGGGAGGAGACACUUAUUCUAUUACCUGACAAUGUGCGCUAUGUCUUUCUUUCGGCCACCAUACCCAAUGCCCGACAAUUUGCCGAAUGGGUUUGCCAUCUGCACAAACAACCUUGUCACGUGGUCUACACGGAUUACAGACCCACGCCGUUGCAGCAUUAUAUUUUUCCAGCCGGAGGCGAUGGUAUCCACCUAAUUGUCGACGAGAAGGGCCAGUUUAAGGAGGAUAACUUCACUACGGCCAUGGCGGUGUUGGCCAACGCAGGUGAGGCAGCUAAGGGCGAUCAGAAAGGUCGCAAGGGUGGCGUCAAGGGUCACAACUCAGGCCAAACAAAUAUAUUCAAAAUUGUCAAGAUGAUAAUGGAGCGUCACUUUGCGCCCGUCAUCAUUUUCUCGUUUAGUAAGAAGGAAUGCGAGGUAUAUGCCAUGCAAAUGGCCAAACUAGACUUUAAUACUGUCGAUGAGAAGAAGCUGGUGGAUGAGGUCUUUCACAAUGCCAUGGAUGUUCUCACAGAGGAGGAUCGUCGCUUGCCACAGGUGGAGAAUGUGUUGCCCUUACUGCGACGUGGUAUUGGCAUACAUCAUGGCGGACUGCUGCCCAUUCUCAAGGAGACCAUUGAGAUUCUGUUUGGCGAAGGUCUGAUCAAGGCGCUCUUCGCCACAGAGACCUUUGCCAUGGGUCUAAACAUGCCUGCGCGCACAGUUCUGUUCACAGCGCCCCGUAAAUUCGAUGGUAAGGACUUCCGUUGGAUCAGCUCGGGCGAGUAUAUCCAAAUGGCUGGACGUGCUGGCCGUCGAGGUCUGGACGACAAGGGCAUUGUUAUACUGAUGAUUGAUGAGAAGGUGUCCCCAGUGGUGGGCCGUGAGAUUGUACAGGGCAAGGCAGACACUCUCAACUCUGCGUUCCAUCUCACCUACAACAUGGUAUUGAAUCUGCUGCGGGUGGAGGAAAUCAACCCAGAGUAUAUGCUGGAGCGCAGCUUCUAUCAGUUUCAAAAUCAGGCCGCACUGCCCGGUCUUCACGAUCAGGUGCAGCAGAAGACACAGCAGCUGAAUAAGCUAACCAUCAAGGAUGAGCACAAUAUUGCGUCCUAUCACCACAUUCGCGAUCAGCUCGAUAUCAAUGGCAGCAAGUUCCGCGAAUGGCUAACCAAGCCACAGUAUCUGGUGCCUUUUUUGCAGCCAGGUCGGCUAGUGAAAGUGUCCGCUGGCAAGCAGGAGUACGACUGGGGCAUCGUAUUGAACUUUAAAAAACAGGAGCAGAGUCGCAAGAAUCCAUUGAAGGGCGAACCGGGCGUUGUCAUCGAUGUACUUCUGCAUGUUAGCGAGGAUGCGGCCAAGACAGGUGAGACCGAACCCUGUCCGCCCAACGAACGUGGCUGCAUGGAGGUAGUGCCCGUAGCCAAUACGCUGAUCACCCAAAUCAGCUCCAUACGCGUCUACUUUCCCAACGAUCUGCGCACGGCUGACAAUCGCCGAGCCGUCCUGAAGACCAUUCAGGAGGCGAAGAAACGAUUUCCACUUGGUCCACCUGUGCUUCAUCCCAUCGACGACAUGAAUAUCAAGGACAGUGAAUUUCGCAAGAUUGUGGACACAAUUGCACAGUUCGAGCAAUUGCUCGAAGAGCAUCCGUUGCAUAAGUCGCCGGAACUAGAGCGCAUUCAUAAGCGCUAUCUCGAUAAGCUGAAGCUACAAACCGAGGUGAACAGCCUGAAGGCGGAGUUGAAGGCUGCGCGCAGCCUGCUGCAGAUGGACGAGCUGAAGUUCCGAAAACGCGUGCUUCGGCGCAUGGGUUACUGCAAGCCAGGCGAUGUCAUCGAAUUUAAAGGUCGCGUUGCCUGCGAGCUGAGCUCCGCGGAUGAGUUGCUCAUCACCGAAAUGAUAUUCAAUGGCGUGUUCAACGAGCUCUCUGCUCCGCAAGCUGUGGCGCUUCUCUCCUGCUUCGUAUGCGACGAGAAGUCUGCUGAGUCGCCGAAGAGCGCCACCGAGCUAUCCGGCCCGUUGCGCUCCUUGCAAAGUUUGGCGCGUCGCAUUGCCAAGGUGUCCACCGAAUGCAAACUGAAUCUGGAUGAAGACAACUAUGUGGAGAAAUUCAAGCCCUUCCUAAUGGACGUUGUGCUGGCUUGGUGCAAGGGCUCCACUUUUUUGAAUGUCUGCAAAAUGACGGACAUCUUUGAGGGCUCCAUAAUUCGCUGCAUGCGACGCCUGGAAGAGCUGCUGCGUCAACUGUGCCAGGCAUCCAAAACGAUCGGCAACACAGAUCUGGAGAACAAGUUCUCCGAAGGCAUUCGAUUGCUUAAGCGCGACAUUGUCUUUGCCGCCUCGCUGUAUCUAUAGAUUAGUUCUUACUUACUUUUGCAUCGUAUGAAAAGUUAAUAAUAUAUAAUAUAUUAUGGAAAAGUUAUGUCUUGUUGAAAUAUUUCAUAGAUAUUUUGAAUGGAACAAGUUGAAACAGGACAAAGCACAUUAUGCAGAACGUUCACAAAAGAGAAAUAAUAUAUAUUUAUUUAAAUGAAUGAAUUGGACACACUACAUACAAUUAAAUAAACUACACAAUUAUAA